This is a messenger RNA of Stegodyphus dumicola, 2505 nucleotides long. RefSeq names its product glucose dehydrogenase [FAD, quinone]-like. NCBI's taxonomy places the organism in Eukaryota, Metazoa, Arthropoda, Arachnida, Araneae, Eresidae. Gene Ontology annotation, molecular function: flavin adenine dinucleotide binding; oxidoreductase activity, acting on CH-OH group of donors. The record is from RefSeq and is a predicted model, not a curated record.
UUUUCGCCCGCGAAAACGGAGCAUCCUGCCAGAACUGGCCCGCUGACCAAGUGAGCCCAGCGAAAUGAAUCCAUUUGGCUGAGAAUUGUGUUGUUUGUGUGCGUGCAGAGUGGUAACAUGGUCUCUAAUCACAACUAACAUGGGUGUAUUGCAAUACUUACCGUCGCUUCUGCCUUUCGCUGCUCUGUUGUACAUGAGGGCUCAGGAUACGACAGCCCCACUCACGAAAGACAGAUGGGAGACUGAGUAUGAUUAUAUAGUUGUGGGCGGUGGCUCAUCUGGUGCUGUCGUAGCCAGUCGUUUAUCAGAAGACCCAAAUGUCAAAGUUUUGCUAUUAGAAGCUGGAGGUCCCGAGAAUCAGAUAACAGAUGUCCCCUUGGUAGCAGCUAGUCUUCAGCAGACGCCUGUUGAUUGGGCCUAUCAGACUGAACCCCAGGAAGCAGCAUGCUUUGGACUCAAAGGCCGGCGCAGCAGAUGGCCUCGUGGUCGUGUUCUUGGUGGUUCCAGUGUUCUCAACUACAUGCUGUACGUCCGAGGGAAUAAAAAGGAUUAUGACAACUGGGAGAAACUGGGAGCGAAGGGUUGGUCUUGGAAAGAUGUGUUUCCUUAUUUCCUCAAGUCUGAAGAUAACAGAGAUCCUCCAUUAGUUGAAUCAGGUUACCAUGCUACUGGUGGUUAUCUAACUGUAAGUACACCCCCUCAUGCAACUCCUUUGGCAAAAAGUUACGUAGAAGCAGGUCUUGCUAUUGGAUAUCCUAACAUUGAUAUCAACGGUGAAAAGCAGGGAGGAUGGAUGAUUCCUCAAGGCACUAUUAGAAGAGGUGCUCGCUGCAGCACUUCAAAAGCUUUUUUGCAGCCUACACGUGGGCGGAAAAAUCUGGAUAUUGUUGUUUUUGCACAUGCUACUAAAAUUCACUUUGAUCGUUACAAACGUGCUCGAGCUGUAGAGUUUGACCGGCUUCGAAUUACUCAUGUUGUCAGUGUUCGUAGGGAAAUCAUUUUAUCAGCCGGAGCAAUAAACACACCACAGUUGCUUAUGUUAUCAGGUGUAGGCCCACGGCAUCAUCUACAGGAACUUGGGAUUCCCGUGGUUAGUGAUUUGCCUGUUGGAUAUAAUCUGCAAGAUCACAUAUAUCCAGGCGGAAUGCAUGUUCUCAUUAAUGCUCCUCUUUCUAUUGUACAGCCUCGCAUUAUCAACUUAAUGGAUAUUAACAACUUCAUCCUUUUUGGAAGAGGACCGUUUACAACACUGGGUGGAGUAGAGACUUUAGGCUUCAUCCAUACUAAGUAUGCAAAUGCUUCUGAAGACUGGCCAGAUGUGGAGAUUCAUUUUGUAUCUGGAAGUCCUGUAUCAGAUGGUGGACAAACAUUUCAGAGAGUCAUGGGGGUAUCCCAAAAGCUAUGGGAUACAUUCUAUAAACCUUAUGUAUUCAGAGAUACAUUUUCAAUGAAUCCAGUUUUAUUAAGGCCCAAGAGCAAAGGCUUCAUCAAACUUCGUUCAAAGGAUCCUUACGAUCCUCCAAUCAUAGAUCCAAAGUAUUUAACUCAUCCGCAUGACAUUAUGACAAUGGUUGAUUCCAUGAAAAUAGCUAUUUCUGCAAUGAAAACUCCAGCUAUUCAGAAAUACGGUGGAAAACUCUUUGAUUCAUCCUUGCCUGGCUGUGAUCAAUAUCAAAGGUAUGGCGAUGAAUUUCUGGAAUGUCUAGCAAGGACAUACACUGCAACUUUGUAUCAUCCGGUUGGGACUUGCAAGAUGGGCAGUGUUUGGGAUCCGACAACAGUUGUGGAUCCCCAACUCAGAGUGAAAGGUACUCAUAAUCUGAGAGUUGCUGAUGCGUCCAUAAUGCCAGAAAUAGUUUCUGGGAAUACAAAUGCACCUUGUAUAAUGAUAGGAGAAAAAGCUGCAGAUAUUAUUAAAGGGAAGAAAACGGUUUUGAAAAGAAGAAAAAAGAAUAAUGGCUGAGGCUCUGAAAACAAGUAAGGCAAAAUAUUAAUGGCACAUUUCAAGGUCCGUUCAAGUAACUGUGAUACACUGUGCUUAAUAGAAAUGCAGAUUAUAGUAGAUUCUAUUCUGUAUGCUAUGGCUCCUAUGAAACUGAAACUUAUUUAUGUGGGAAUGAUUAAGAUCCCACUUUGCUCAAUAUCGCGUGAUCUGUAUUAAACGUGUGACACGCGUUUAGGUCAAAGAUGUCUAGAGGUGACUUUCACUUCAGGGAUCAGUUGCUUUGACUAUUGUGAUAGUUAUGUAAAUAUUAUAUUUGUACAUACGUUUGUAAAGUUCAUUUUUUAUAAAUCGUUAUCUAGCAAACUAUGUGUGCUCUAAUAGAUAACUACGAUUUUAAUGUAUGUUUUUUUAUAUAUUUAUUUAAACACAUUCAAAUUUUAUAUUUUCAUAUAAAUUUAUAAUAAAGCUAUAAAAUUUCAAAUAGUUAUGCGCAUUUGGGUACCUACCUGUUGGAAGAACUCAAAAUAGUGUGAGAACUGUAUAAUUUUAAAAUAAAUGUU